AUGUUCAGGAGGCAUUAUGUGCAUAUGCUUCACAAAUUGUCUUCCAUGUUUGAAUUGAAACAAGUCCAAGCCAUUAUCACCAAAGCAGGGCUUCAAGCUCAUGUUCCUUUCACUUCUAAGUUAAUUUUCUUUUCAGCACUUUCUCCUUUGGGUAACCUCUCCCAUGCCCAUUCUCUUUUCCUAGAAACUUCCAUGGACAACACCUUCAUUUCCAACACUAUGAUUCGAGCUUUUGCCAACAGUUCUUUCCCUCUUGAAGCUUUAUAUAUUUACAACAACAUGAUGCAAAGCAAAAGCACCCAUGUUGUCUCUGAUAAUUUCACCUUCAAUUUUGUGCUCAAGGCCUGUUCUAGAGCUUACAGGUUUAUAGAUGAUUAUGGCAAUGGAAAAUGUGAUGAGCUUGCUAUUGUUUCAAAAGGGGCUGAAGUUCACUGCAGUGUUCUCAAAUUGGGGUUUGAAGAUGACCCAUGUAUUCACAACUCUUUGCUCUAUAUGUAUUCUCAAUGUGGGUUGGUUCCAAUUGCCCAGCAUUUGUUUGAUGAAAUCACCAAUAGAAGUUUGGUUUCUUGGAAUAUCAUGAUAUCAGCAUAUGAUUGUAUUGGUGAUUAUAAAUCAGCAGAUUACCUUCUUGAAUCAAUGCCACACAAGAAUGUUGUUUCGUGGAACACUUUGAUUGCAAGAUACAUUAGGUUAGGUGAUGUUGAGGAAGCAAGAAGGGUGUUCCGGUUUAUGCCCGAGAGGGAUGCUGUAUCAUGGAAUUCUAUUAUUGCUGGUUGUGUUUCUGUUAAGGAUUAUGCAGGAGCAUUGGCACUUUUUUCUGAGAUGCAACAAAAUGAUGAUGUAAAACCAACAGAAGUAACACUUAUAUCAGUUCUUGGUGCCUGUGCUGAAACAGGUGAGCUGGAGAUGGGUAAGAAGAUACAUGACUCUCUCAAAGUGUGUGACCAUAAGAUUGAAGGGUAUUUAGGUAACGCCCUUGUAAAUAUGUAUUCUAAAUGUGGGAAUUUGAGUUCAGCUUGGGAAAUAUUUAAUGGGAUGAGGAUAAAAAAUGUAAGUUGUUGGAAUGCUAUGAUUGUUGGUUUGGCUGUCCAUGGGCACUGUGAGGUGGCUCUGCAAUUGUUCUCAGAGAUGGAACAGAGGCUUGGUACUAUUAGGCCAAAUCGGGUAACAUUUAUUGGUGUUUUGAUUGCUUGCAGUCAUAAGGGUUUGGUUGAUAAAGCAAGAUGGUAUUUUGAUCAUAUGGUGAAUCAGUACAAAAUUGUGCCGGAUAUCAAGCAUUAUGGUUGCAUGGUUGAUCUUUUAAGCAGAUGGGGUUUGUUGGAAGAGGCUCAUCAGAUGAUCAAGACUGUCCCUUUCCAAGACAGUGCAGUUUUAUGGAGUACAUUGCUGGGUGCUUGUAGGACACAAGGUAACGUUGAGUUGGCUAAGAUAUCCUUCCAACAACUUGCCAGAUUGGAGCAUCUAACACAUGCAGAUUACGUGUUGUUAUCUAACAUUUUUGCUGAAGCUGAGAGAUGGAAUGAAGUUGAGCGAGUAAGGAGUGAAAUGAUUGGCUUGCAUGUUCCCAAGCAAGUUGGCUACAGUCAAAUCGAUAUGAAUGAAUCUUAUAAGCUUUCCUGA
Messenger RNA from Gastrolobium bilobum, 1620 nucleotides. RefSeq names its product pentatricopeptide repeat-containing protein At5g15300-like. NCBI's taxonomy places the organism in Eukaryota, Viridiplantae, Streptophyta, Magnoliopsida, Fabales, Fabaceae. The coding region runs from base 1 to 1620 and encodes 539 amino acids. Gene Ontology annotation, biological process: RNA modification. The record is from RefSeq and is a predicted model, not a curated record. The transcript has a single exon. Gene Ontology annotation, molecular function: protein binding; RNA binding.